Messenger RNA from Prinia subflava (tawny-flanked prinia), 3334 nucleotides. It is a transcript of the gene CHAF1A, whose product is annotated as chromatin assembly factor 1 subunit A. The transcript is spliced from 15 exons. The record is from RefSeq and is a predicted model, not a curated record. Bases 137 to 2932 code for a protein of 931 amino acids. Gene Ontology annotation, cellular component: CAF-1 complex; nucleus. Lineage: Eukaryota; Metazoa; Chordata; Aves; Passeriformes; Cisticolidae. Gene Ontology annotation, biological process: nucleosome assembly.
CCCGCCAAGUACGAGCGGGACGGGCCGGGCGGGACCGGGCCCGGGAGCGGCGGGGGCUGCGCGGGCCGGGCCGCCUCGGUUCGGCCGCCGCCGCCCGGCACCGCCGCCAGCCGCGCUGGCCGCCGCCGGCACAGCCAUGGAGUGCAGAGACAAAGCUGCUGUUCCUCCACGCAAGCUCGUCCAAGCUCGGCUGCCCUUCAAGCGCCUCAAUCCUGUGCCAAAGGAGAAAAUCGAUGUGGAUCCAGAAGUCAAAAAAGCCAAGAGCUCCCCAGCUGCUUUUGUUCCGAGCAAGGAUCCCUCCCUGGACGCCUCCCUGGACGAUGUGGAGAACGAACUGGGCUCUGACAGGGCUGUGCCCCCACAGCUCCUGAACGGAAAGGGCCCCUUGGACCAUUUCAUCCAGAAAAACCCAGCGGGUGACACCAGUGGCCCUGGGGCUGCUCCUGCCCUCUCAAGUGGCCCUGGGGGUGCCCCUGCCCUCUCGAGUGGCCCUGGGGGUGCUCCUGCCCUCUCGAGUGGCCCUGGGGGUGCCCCUGCCCUCUCGAGUGGCCCUGGGGGUGCUCCUGCCCUCUCCAAGGGCUCUGACCACGGACUCAGGGAUGGAUCAGAGCGGGGGGACACGGAUUCCGGAGCUUCUGCCACCAACAGCACGACAGGAGAGGAGCUGAGGGCGCGGGGCUGCCUGAGCUCCCGCCAGAGCAGCCCUGCAGGAGACUCCACAGACCCUGAGGGCCCCUGUGCAGCCGCAGAGGAGGCAGAGGAGGGCUGGGGAGCUCAGCCACGCUCCGGGGCCUGCAAGGACGUGGCGGGCAGGAAGGGCGCCCAGGGAGAACUGAAGGAUUUGCUCUUUGAGGGGAAGGUGCCCGUGGUGCUGCUGGAGGACAUCAUGACGCUGAAAUCCCCCCAGGACCCCUCUGGGAGCCCCACGUCGGGGCCCGAGGCCCUGGAGUCGUCCCACGAGGGGGACUCGGGACUGAGCCGCUCCUCGCUGAGCUCCGGGAGCUCGCCCGGGGCCGAGGCCACGAGGAGCUGCAGCCCCUUGGCCGCCUCCACGCCCACCAGGAAGGUACCUCAGAAAUUCCACAGAAGUUCAGCAGAGAAGGAGAAGCUGAGAUUGCAAAGAGACCAGGAGCGCGCGGACAAACUCCAGAGGCUGCAGGCAGAGAGGGAGGAGAAGGGGAGGCUGAAGGAAGAGGCAAAAGCUGCCAAGGAACGAGCCAAGGAGGAGGCAAAGAAGAGGAAAGAGGAAGAGAAGGAGUUGAAAGAGAAAGAAAGGAGGGAAAAGAAAGAAAAGGAAGAGAAGGAGAAGGCUGAGAAGCUGCGAGUGAAGGAGGAGAAGCGCAAGGAGAGGCAGGAGGCUCUGGAGGCAAAACUUGAGGAGAAGAGAAAGAAAGAAGAGGAGAAACGGUUAAAGGAGGAGGAAAAGCGCCUCAAUGCACAGAAGGCAGAGAUCACCAGGUUCUUCCAGAAACCAAAGACUCCACAAGCCCCCAAGACCCUUGCUGGCUCCUGUGGGAAGUUUGCUCCUUUUGAGAUCAAGGAGAACAUGGUCUUGGCCCCCCUCAGCCGUGUUGUCCUGGAUCCAGACUACCUAGAGCAGCUGGAUAAGCUCCUGCAUGCCCAGAACGGGGAAGUUUCUUUCUUGAGGGAUCUAAAAUGUCGUAAACCACGAAAAACUGGGCCCACUUUGGUCAGUGACAGCAGUGACAGUGUGAACAGUGACGUGGUGGUGGUGGAUAACUGCCAGACAGACGCUGUCCCCGAGAGGGAGAAGUUUGGCAGGAUGAAGCUGCUGCAGUUCAGUGAGAAUCACCGCCCUGCCUACUGGGGCACCUGGAACAAGAGCACCUCCCUGAUCCGUGCCAGGAACCCGUGGGCCAAGGACACUAAACUGCUGGACUAUGAAGUGGACAGUGAUGAGGAGUGGGAAGAGGAGGAGCCAGGGGAAAGCCUCUCCCAUAGUGAGGAGGAUGAUGAAGAGGAGGGAGAGGAUGAGGAUGAGGACGAUGGCUUUUUUGUACCCCAUGGGUACCUAUCUGAAGAUGAAGGCGUGACAGAGGAGUGUGACCCAGAGAACCAGAAGGUUCGUCAGAAGCUGAAAGCAAAGGAGUGGGAUGAGCUGAUAGCCAAGGGGAAGAGGUUCCACGUCCUGCAGCCUGUGAAGAUUGGCUGUGUCUGGGAAGGGGCAGCAGAGGACAGCAGCACCAACACGGACCUGAAGGUGCUGCAGCAGUUCACAGCCUGUGUCCUGGACCCGCCCGUGGCAGAGGAAGAGCAGCAGACACAGAAAUGUAGCAAAAAAAGAGCAAAAGAUCAGCAAAUCCUGGCUCACCUGCUGCCGCUGCUGCACGGCAACGUGCACGGCAGCAAGGUGAUCAUCCACGAGUUCCAGGAGUGCUGCCGCCGCGGCCGCUUCGCCGACCUGGCCGAGGGCAGCCCCGCCCUGGCGCCGGCGCCGCCGGGCGAGGAGGGCGCGGUGCCGUCCAAGGCGCGGCUCAAGCGCCUCAUCUCGGAGAGCUCCGUGUACGAGAAGCGCCCUGAGUUCCGCAUGUGCUGGUACGUGCACGCCGAGGUGCUGCGGCGCUUCGGGCGCGAGCGCCUGCCCGUGCCGUGCCGCUGGAGCUACGUGACGCGGGCGCCGUGCGCGGGCAGGGACGAGCCCGCCGCGCCGCCCGCGCCGCCCGCACCGCCCGCCGCCAAGAGGAAGGCCCUGGGCAGCAUGUCCAUCACCAAGUUCAUGAAGAGGCCGCGGGGCGCCGAGCAGGCUGCAGAGAUGGAUGGAUUCCAGGCAGACACUGAGGAAGAUGAGGAAGAUGACGACUGCAUGAUUGUGGAUGUACAGCCAGGAAAAGGUUCUACAGCUUCAGAAUCCAGUGGCACAGGAGCUGCUCACCAGGACAGCAGCAUGGUCAGCCCAUCUAAUACAAUUUGAGACUUAAAUGCCUACUAACUCCUCUGUAUGUAUGUAGAAUGAGCUAGAAAAUUUUAAACCUUGUGUAUCUUUGACCAAGAUACUUGAAAGUAUUCCACAUUUCUUGUAAAGAGAAGACAGCACUUUGUUCUGCUUCAGACCAGAUGGAAGCUUAAAUUUUUAGUUUUAGCUUUUUAGCUUUUUUUUUUUAAAUACUGCAUAUUAAUCUGUCCUUAAUAAAGCAUUAUUGAAAUUUUGAUACUUCUUUGUAAUGAAAGGUAUCUAAGUUAUCUCUAAAAGUAGCUGAGGGAUUUUGGAAUAAGCUUAUUGUGAUGCCACUGAGGAAUGACUGUUCAUAAUGUUGUACAGCGUGGCCUUGGGUAUAAAUGAUGUACAAUUAUAUAUGAAUUUAUGCUCUUGUAA